GCCGGACGGCGUGCCCUGCUCAAAGAUGGCCGCCGGCGGCUUCGGCGUGCGCGGAGGUGGGAGGUGAGGGCGGCCGGGCCGGGCCGGGCUGCGGGAAGAUGGCAGAGAGCGAGCGGCGGACAGGUGCCUCUGAGGAGGUGGCUCCUCCUGUCCAGCAAUGCUUCAUGGUCCCCAAAAAGGAGAUAAAUGUGGUUUCCGACAUGGCCAAGUGGAAGAGAUCUCAGGCAUAUGCAGACUACAUGGGCUUCAUCCUCACUCUGAACGAAGGUGUCAGGGGCAAGAAGCUGACCUGUGAAUACAAAGUGUCAGAGCCCAUUGAAAAGCUGGUGGCUCUGCUGAACACCCUUGACAGAUGGAUCGAUGAAACCCCGCCAGUGGAUCAACCUUCUCGCUUUGGGAACAAAGCCUUCAGGACCUGGUACGCCAAACUAGACCAGGAGGCAGAAAAGUUGGUGUCAGCAGUGAUUCCCAAGCAUUUGGCUGAUGCUGCCCCAGAAGUGGCUGUGUACCUGAAGGAAUCCGUGGGGAACUCCACCCGCAUUGACUAUGGCACAGGGCAUGAAGCUGCAUUUGCAGCCUUUCUCUGCUGCCUCUGCAAAAUUGGUGUGCUCAGAGUGGAUGACCAGAUGGCCAUUGUCUUCAAAGUGUUUAACAGGUACCUGGAAGUGAUGCGAAAAUUGCAGAAAACCUACAGGAUGGAACCUGCUGGCAGCCAGGGCGUGUGGGGCUUGGAUGACUUCCAGUUCCUGCCUUUCAUAUGGGGCAGUUCCCAGCUGAUAGACCAUCCAAGUCUGGAGCCUCGGCACUUUGUUGAUGAGAAGGUGGUAAAUGAAAACCAUAAGGACUUCAUGUUCCUGGAGUGCAUCCUCUUCAUUACAGAGAUGAAGACAGGCCCCUUUGCUGAGCACUCCAACCAGCUCUGGAACAUCAGCGCCGUGCCCUCCUGGUCCAAGGUCAACCAGGGCCUCAUCCGCAUGUACAAGGCAGAGUGCCUGGAGAAGUUUCCUGUGAUCCAGCACUUUAAGUUUGGCAGCCUGCUCCCCAUCCAGCCUGUGACAUCUUAAAGGAGCCCGCAGGAAGAGCCGAGGCAGCGGAGGCACAGCACGGCGCUCUUCCUCCUCCCCUCACCCCUCCUCACCACCCAGCCCAUCCUUUCCUGCACAUCCUCAUCGGCAACCACAGAUCCAAAGCACUCGCCGGCCUGGCAGGGGAGAUGGGACCUGGAGCAGCUCCUCCUGCAUGUCCUCACCCUGGGGACGUCUCGCCAGCGGCCGAGCUGGGGCCGUGCUGCUCUGCUGUGCCGCAUCCCUGCCGGGAAUGGGGAUGGGUUUGAGCAGGGGCUCCCCUGCAGAAAAGGCCCUCUGCUUUGCUUCCCAAGAGAAAGGGGUGUGGAGGGGAGGAAGGCACAUGUGUAUGUGUUGGGCAGUGGUAACUGCAAUUUCCCUUUUGAAUUUCA
Messenger RNA from Vidua macroura (Pin-tailed whydah), 1456 nucleotides. It is a transcript of the gene PTPA, whose product is annotated as protein phosphatase 2 phosphatase activator. Bases 99 to 1064 code for a protein of 321 amino acids. Gene Ontology annotation, cellular component: cytoplasm; protein phosphatase type 2A complex; nucleus. The transcript has 10 exons. Gene Ontology annotation, molecular function: peptidyl-prolyl cis-trans isomerase activity; protein tyrosine phosphatase activator activity. The record is from RefSeq and is a predicted model, not a curated record. Lineage: Eukaryota; Metazoa; Chordata; Aves; Passeriformes; Viduidae. Gene Ontology annotation, biological process: mitotic spindle organization.